Messenger RNA from Pterocles gutturalis (yellow-throated sandgrouse), 361 nucleotides. RefSeq names its product SLA class II histocompatibility antigen, DQ haplotype C beta chain-like. The record is from RefSeq and is a predicted model, not a curated record. Gene Ontology annotation, biological process: antigen processing and presentation; immune response. Gene Ontology annotation, cellular component: MHC class II protein complex; membrane. The annotation marks the transcript as partial. The transcript is spliced from 2 exons. NCBI's taxonomy places the organism in Eukaryota, Metazoa, Chordata, Aves, Pterocliformes, Pteroclidae.
AUGGAGACUGGUCAUGUCCUGGGAGCUGGGGCCGUGCUGGUGGCACUGGUGGUGCUGGGAGCCCACCCGGCUCAUGGCGAGGAGACCACAGGGUAUUUCCAGGAUUACUUUAAAAGUCACUGUUACUUCAUCAACGGCACCGAGCGGGUGAGGGUUGUGUCGAGGUACAUCUACAACCGGCAGCAGUUACUGCACUACGACAGCGAUGUUGGGCUCUAUGUGGCCGAUGCUCCCCUGGGCGAGGACCAAGCCAAUUACUUCAACAGCCAGCCAGGCAUACUGGAGAAGAGCCGGGCUGAGGUGGACAGGUUCUGCCGACACAACUAUGCGGUGUUCGCUUCUUUAACCGUGGAGAGGAGAG